Messenger RNA from Paramisgurnus dabryanus, 978 nucleotides. NCBI's taxonomy places the organism in Eukaryota, Metazoa, Chordata, Actinopteri, Cypriniformes, Cobitidae. The record is from RefSeq and is a predicted model, not a curated record.
AUGCGAAGAGGCAGUUUCAAACCACUGUGUGACACUCUCCGGCCCUGGCUGACCCGACAGAACACGAAAUACAGAGAGGCUGUGCCAGUAGAGACUCGUGUUGCGAUUUGUAUUUGGAGGUUAGCCACAAACCUGGACUAUAGGUCUAUCUCACAACUGUUUGGUGUUGGGUUAUCAACUUGUUGCACUAUCACCCAAAAGGUUGUGACUGCCAUAAAUGUUGUAAUGAAGCCUCUGUACACCAAGCAUCCCUCCGCAGCUGAGUUCAGGCAGAUAAUACAGGGUUUUCGAGACAAAUGGAGAUUCUCUCAGGUGGCAGGUGCAAUAGAUGGAACCCAUAUCAAGAUGAAAGCUCCACCUGACAACUCCUCUUGCUAUUACAACCGGAAGGGAGACUAUUCCAUCGUUCUGCAAGGUGUGGUGGAUUAUAGAAUGAGAUUUUGGGACAUUAAUGUUGGGCGACCAGGCAAGAUACACGAUGCCCGUGUUUUCUCCCUAUCUUUACUAUAUGAGCAUGGCAGUGCAGGCACUCUUUUAACUCAUUGGACUGAAACGUUUGAGGGGGUUGAUGUUCCUCUUUUCCUUGUGGGUGAUUCGGCUUACCCUCUACUAACUUGGCUCAUGAAAGCUUACCCAGAAGGAGGAGCAGUAACACAAGAGCAGCUUAACUUUAACUACAGAUUAAGCCAAGCCCGUAUGACAGUUGAGCGUGCCUUUGGGUGCCUGAAAGGAUGCUGGCGUUGCCUUCUUAAAGAAAAUGAUGCACACAUAACGUUUAUAAGCCGCAUUGUGUCCGCUUGCUGCGUGCUGCAUAAUUUCUGUGAGGUACAGAAGGAGGAAUUUCUGGAGGGAGAAACAGUUGCAGAGGAAGAGGGACCUGUACCUGAUGAACAGGGGCCUGCACAGCAGCAACACGACAUUAGAGAUGCACUGUGUAGCUCUUUUGCGAAAAAUGUGAAUGACCAAGCCUGUAAAUAA